CCGGCUAAAUGUCAGCGGCCAUCUUUCACGAUUGUAAACAAACAAUAUAUCCAUGAUCAUCUGCGAUUUAAUCGCAAAAUAUCUUAUUUAAACAUUUUAUCUCAUCGAAUGUAAAUACUAUAAAUAAUUCAAGAGGAUAAACAUCAACGAAAAAAAUGAGUUUCCUCUUUGGGAUGAAAAACUCUUCGAAGACUUUUAAGCCAAAGAAGAACAUCCCAGAGGGUUCCCAUGGAUACGAGUUGAUGCAACAUGCUGCUGUGACCUUGGGAAGCGGUAACCUUCGUCUUGCAGUUGCACUCCCAGAGGGAGAAGACCUGAAUGAAUGGGUGGCAGUCAACACUGUUGACUUUUUCAACCAGAUUAACAUGCUGUAUGGCACAAUCACGGAGUUUUGUUCAGAAGAGACAUGCCCAGUUAUGUCUGCGGGACCAAAGUACGAGUACCAUUGGGCCGACGGACAGACCGUGAAGAAACCCAUCAAAUGUUCAGCGCCAAAGUACAUUGAUUACUUGAUGUCUUGGGUCCAAGAUCAGCUGGAUGAUGAGACAUUAUUUCCAUCCAAAAUAGGCGUUCCAUUCCCGCGAAACUUUCUCAACAGUGCGAAAACAAUUUUGAAGCGCUUGUUCCGAGUGUACGCGCACAUAUACCAUCAGCACUUCAAAGAAGUCAUGCAACUCAGCGAGGAAGCACAUCUCAACACUUCGUUCAAACAUUUCAUAUACUUCGUCCAGGAGUUUAACCUUAUCGAGCGCAGAGAGCUCGCGCCACUACAAGAGUUGAUUGAUAAGCUUACCAGCAAGGAUAGAUAACUUGAUGAAUAACAGUCGAGCAAGUUUAGAAAGCAUUUUCAUACAGGAAGAAAUAGUGAUUUAUCGGUUAAACUUGGAAUUCAUUUGUUAUGGGUUUUUAUCUUUAUUUCUGGCAUGGGCCGUGCUGUAUACAUGUAAAAGAUUAAAUGUUACUGUAUAUUUCAUAUCGUACAUGUAACUCGAUGAAAUGUUAAACAAUAAUCAAUAGUUUGGUAACAUUGUCAAUUGUAAUAUUUUCUUCAUAUUUUAAGCUAGUUUUCCCACUAGUAAAUGUAUUAACAGAAAAGUCAGUUUGUAUCAGUAAUCCAGCAGCAAUCUUUAAAAUAAUUCUAGACAAAAACCCAUACAGAUUGAAAUCCAUAUUGUACCUAUCGAAGAAGCCUUCAUUGUGCGGAAAAAAGUGUUGAAAGUGUCCAAAAUGUGCUGAUAUAUUUUCGUGCUGUCAAGAGCUUUGUUAUUUUCUCUCGUGUCUUUUAAAUCUCAUGAAAACUUUGAGCGGAGGGAUAGUGUGUUUUAAUGUUCAAUUGAUCAUUUGCUAUAAAAUGUUUAAGUUCAAUUAAUUUUACCUGUAUGUGUGAGCCCAGUCUUCAGAAAUCAGAUUUUUUUUUCAACCAGCCGGAAUACCAAUUUGCUUAUUUAAUAAUGAGAUUAUAACUCACAAGUGGAUAUAUAUACAUGAUACACAUGUGACCAAACCCCAUAUUUUUACAAGCCCUUCUGUUUUUUGGCUAAUUUCUUUCAAAGUUAUGCCACAUAUGUAAGAUUACUGAUAAUAUAUAUGGAUAGAAAAUAAGGACAACAAAUAUCAUUAUGUUCCUAAUGUUUAUUUAAAUCUAUCGACUACAGAAAAUAAUCUACUGUCUUUAUUUUAGUGAUAAAGUUAUGACUUAGUAAGGCUUGAAAAAACAUGAAAGGCAAAUAACAAGAGUUGGGGAUUUUAAAGCUAGGUGCUUGCUCUCACUGUAAAGUCAAAUUUUUCAUGCAUGCAGGUGAAAAUAAUUGAAUUUUAAAUUGAGAUGAAUAUAUAUAUCUGACUGUAAAUUUAUCAAUGUGCUUUUACUUUUUGGCAAUAAUGUCCAUUUUCUGUUGUAUUUUUUUAGCUUUUCUGUUUUUCAAAGAAAAAUUGUUUGUAUUGUUAAAGCCUUGGUGUCCGCGCCAUAGUGUAAAAGCCACUCUACAUAUAUAUAGGGGAAUUAGUCAGGGGUAUUAAAGUUUGUAUUUAUCCUGUGUUUCAGGAUUGAGGGCCGUUAACUUCAGACUAUUAUACAGUUGUAAAGCCUUUUGCUUAGACAUUUGCAUCAAAAAUAGUAUGAAUCACCUUGAAAUGAAUAUUUAUAGUUUUGGAAACCAUUUCAAAAGGGGUAUUAGCCUCUUUAUCCUUCUUUGGGCAUAAAUUCCUCGUACUCAACAGACACUUGGUUAAUUUUCAGGAUUGAUGUUUAUUAGCUUUUUAACCCCCUGUUUAGAACAGGAAUACACGUUUAGAACACACGUUACCCCGAGACAAUUCGCAGUUUAUAGUAAGGCCUAUAACUCAGGUUUUAAUAAUUAUUGAGUUGUGCCCAAGACAACAGACAGUGUUGCUGUUGGUUUAAAAACUUACAAGAGCACAUGAAAUAUGUUUUUGUGUUAUUUAAGUGAAUGGACAUACAUGCAGCCUUAAUAGUUAUCGAGUAGUGCCUCUUUUCAACUGAAAAAAAACAUAAUAAUGACAAGAACAGGUGAGCGUUGCCACUACUUGCAGGGCUCUUGUUUUUACCAUUUACAAGAAUAUAUGGAACACUUAUGCAUUUUGUGCCAUUGAAAUGAUUGAUAAAUAUUCACUGAAAUGUUUCCUGUCGUAAUAAAAAGAAUUUUUUGCUGGCUUUUGAAUACAUUGUUAACAGUAGGUUUAUCAAAAUGUUAAUAUAAUGUUAUCAAUUGUGUGUGAGUCAGUUACAUUUUAUGUCUUUCAACAAACACCCAUACUGCUAUGUAAUAAUAAUAAUGAUAAUGGCACAUACAUUUUAAGGUUUAAGCAAGGAUUUGUAAAGGAAAGGGUGCUGCAGAAGAUGGCCAGGAUGAUGUCGAAGAAAAGGGAACAUAGUUUUGGCCUGUAAAGAACUUGGAAUGUUAUGAGCUUCAUAGAAAAUGUUAGGGAUUGUGUUUAAUUGAAGUGAUAUUAGGUUUUAACUGCCAAAUAUGUAAAGUUGGCAUGUGUUCGCAUUAUAAGUUUUAAUCAAAACAAAAUAAUUAUUUGACAGUCUUAAGCAUUUAAUUCUAUGAAGGCAGAAGGGUGUCCAUGUUGGUCUCCAUGAGGGCAGAAGGGUGCUACCAGAAAAAGGACAGAGUGCCAGCACCCUUCCAUAACUCGAGCAAAAAACUUGAAAAUAUCCAUACCACAUACUGUACCCAUCAUCUAUAUUUGAUAGUUUUCAUUGACUUUUUAUUUGACAUUCAUCAUGUUGUAUUUAUUUUAUGUUUGACACAAAUCCUUACAAAUCAUAUUGCAUUUGUAGCUUUAGCGAUCUACAUGCAGCGUAAUUAAAUGUUUAGAUUGUUGAAAUGAAGGCCAUCCUUUGUGGAUGACUUCUGAGCAGCUGCUAAAAUGUUUAAGAGAAUAUUUCCGUUAUUAUUUUAGAGCUGCACUUUCACAGAUAUACCAUUUUUACAACUUUUUUGUUUUUGUCUUGAAAAGAGCAAAUUUUUGGGUGAAUAUCUGCAAACCAAUGAUGUAAGAUUGCUGACAAAAAAUCAGAUCAUAGAUUUUCAUAUUUCUGCAAAAAAAAUGGGUCAUUCCAAGACAAGUAUAAAAAAAGUUUUCAAAACGUUCAAUCUGUGAGAGUGCAGCUUUAAAUUCUUGAUUUUCUAUUCAGGAGUAAGAAAAAAUGUGUUUCAUGCCCAAAUCAGGAAGGAAACAGGUCAGAAUAUGUUUGUUUUUGUUGUUUUUUUUGUGGUGUUUUAUACCAAUGAAUAAUUAGCAAAUAUUAUACCCUUUCAAUUGGUACCUAAGUCAUAUGAGGUCAUCUGACAUGAAAUGUAAGAUUGAUAUUGCCAAUGACUCCAUCAACUGACAAGCUUAUCUUUUCAUGGUUAACUUAAGCUGUAAUGGGUUAAAUUUUUGUAAAAUCCUGGUACAUUGUUCUUGAAACAUCUUAAGUCCCUUAUAGCAAGAAUAAGCUGGUCUAACUACUUUUAUUUGGGUAUAUAUUGUGUUAUAUUGUCCAUUCUUCAAGGUUUUUGAUCUUUAAAAGAGGAAUUUUCUCUUAAUGAUUAUCUUGAAAAAAAAAAAUUAUCUAGAAAAGUGGAGAUUAAGGUAAGAAGUUUGGCUUAAUGAAAUAAGCUUGUUAGACUAAAGAACUUUCGAGAAAUUCAAGCCUGGCAGCAGUUAAGCAAAGGAGUCUUUAGUUUGGAUUUAUUCCUCUGUCAUGUUUGAUUGCAUUACUAAAAUGACAUUUCAGCUUGCGUUUGAUAAUAUACAUUACGACUUUGUUGAAAGCUGGUUUAUAAGAGGUCUUUGUUAAUAGUUGGUGAUAUUUAGAAUUCACUGCUUUGAAAGAGCUUUAAAGCUUAUGGUUUGUAUUCAAAUGAAUUCUAUAAGUUUGGUUAUUAAAAAUGUUUUGAUACGGGAACCUGAAAUGUCAUUUUUAAUAAUUAAUUUGUUAAUACCUAGUCAGUUUGUUGUAAAUAUUUGAUGCGAAAAUGCUACAAAUGCUUAUAGUUUAUAGUGCAUUGAAAAAGAGCGCAAAUCAUGCUGAGCUGUGCUGUGUGCUAUAUGAUAAAACGCCAUUUGAAAUUAUUUGUUCUCAUAGUACAGAAGUACAUUGUAAUACUGCUUAUUUACCUGAUAUUAAUGUCUCUAUCUCUUAGCUAGCUGUUGAGUGUGUGUGCGUGCGUGCGUGUGUGUGUGUGUGUGGUAGUUAAUGGUACAUAAAGCCCACUCAUUGAAUUGGGGCAACCAUAUAAAUGUUGACAUGUAAUUUGCAAGCAUUCGGCGUGAGUACAUAAGUGAAUCUUUCUAAUGAUCGCUUGAAAUUCAUGUAUUUAUUUUCGUCAUUAAUUACAUUGUGUUACAUGAUACAUGUAACAAAACUCCUUUGUAUCCUGAAGCAGUUAAUUUCCUCAUGUCAUUUCAAAUGUUAAACAUUAGGGAAGUAGUUCAGGACAUGAACAUCGUGAGAGAAGGUCAUAAUGAUUUAAAGUAAUAGAUCAUUGGCUGUAAUAAAUAAAUUAUAACAAAUUUUGAUACAAUAAAGUUCAUCGGCAUAUUAUUGUGAAAACUUUUACACUGCUUUUUUAUUACAUAUCUGAGUUAAUCUUGAGUGCAUAAUUCUAAGCAUUAUUUUAGGUACAUAUCACACUUUAAAUGGUGCUGAUGUGUUGCUCAAGAUAUUCAUGUUCAUUUUAAAUUGAUACUUGUAUUUAAAAUCAAUACAUACACAUGUAUAACAAACACAUAUUUUGAGUGAUAAACCUUUAACUACUUUAAAGUAUUCAAUAAUGCAAUAAUGGAAAAUAUUGAUUACUGAUAACAAGAUUGUAACCCUGUGUAAAAAUAGCUGAAAACGCACAAAUAUUAAAUGACUGGUGGGUCCUAAAAGAUUUACAGUGAUCAACUAUCAUCUCAUAAGGUAGAAAUACCAUGUCUUCUGCAUCUUUUUCAAAUUAAAUAUGGUAUCGUUCAUUAGUACCAUUGUUUUCGAUAUUUAUUCAUCAUUUUCGAUCAAUAAAAACAGUUGUAUUAAUUGUGGUACAUCUUAUUUGGGAGUAAGAGUGCAUCUUUAAGGUUCAGUAAGGUAGAUUGUAAUAAAGUUACAUUGAUUAUAAUUUUGAAUGAUGCCUGGUUGGCUAUUAAAGUACCAUGUAAUAUAUGUCCGUGAUAAUAUUGAUAUAUAAAUGUUGAUAAAAACUAUAACUGAGUGCUUAACAAAAAUCUCAUCACACCUUUCGUCCUCCAAUCAAUGUUGGUGCAGAUUUUGCUCGGAAUGUACCAUGUAAAAAAAAAUGUGGAUUUUUUCGAAUACAUGUAAUAUUCCAUUUGUCAUAAUUUACAUUUAUUGAUGUUCUAUGAAUUUAUCAAAUAAUACUUGUGAUAUAAGUAUACAUGUAUAUGUGUGUAGCUUACCAUUUAUUUGAAUGAAUGCACUUUUCUGUCUCUUUUAUUUGUAUACAGAAUCUGUGUAUACAAUCUUUUAAGUAUUGCAAUAAAUAUCAUCUAUGAAA
Messenger RNA from Mya arenaria, 6011 nucleotides. Its product is annotated as MOB kinase activator 1B. The record is from RefSeq and is a predicted model, not a curated record. Gene Ontology annotation, molecular function: protein kinase activator activity. The transcript has 4 exons. Gene Ontology annotation, biological process: hippo signaling; positive regulation of protein phosphorylation. NCBI's taxonomy places the organism in Eukaryota, Metazoa, Mollusca, Bivalvia, Myida, Myidae. Gene Ontology annotation, cellular component: cytoplasm; nucleus. Bases 156 to 809 code for a protein of 217 amino acids.